Messenger RNA from Poecilia latipinna (sailfin molly), 1473 nucleotides. Its product is annotated as L-threonine ammonia-lyase-like. The transcript has 7 exons. The record is from RefSeq and is a predicted model, not a curated record. Gene Ontology annotation, biological process: L-threonine catabolic process; L-serine catabolic process. NCBI's taxonomy places the organism in Eukaryota, Metazoa, Chordata, Actinopteri, Cyprinodontiformes, Poeciliidae. Gene Ontology annotation, molecular function: L-serine ammonia-lyase activity; threonine deaminase activity. Bases 92 to 1063 code for a protein of 323 amino acids.
AUAAAAAAAAAGAAAAAGAAACACCGUCCAACUUGCAUACCUCGAGACAUAUCAUUUGCAGAACGAAAUAGCAACUAGUAUUAGCAAUAAGAUGAGUGACGUGACUACGGACGCCGUCACCCUGGAUCUGCUGAGAGAAGCCAGGGAGACGGUGAGGAGCAGCCCCCUGGGUGUCAUCAACACCCCCAUGAUCCCCUGGUGCCAGACCACGCUGCCACUGAGCGUCAGCUGCAACGUCCACAUCAAGCUGGAAAACAUGCAGAAAACCGGGUCCUUUAAAAUCAGAGGAGUGGCCAAUCAGUUCUCCAGAAGACCGAGCGGUGGCCAUUUUGUGACCAUAUCAGCGGGGAACUACGGGAAGUCCUUUGCCUACGCCUCGAAACACUACGGCUCCAAGGGGAAGGUGGUUAUGCCAGAAACGGCCCCUGAAUCCAGGGCCACCCUUAUCCAGACUUUUGGGGUGGAAGUAGAACGAGUUCCCACCUCCUCUCUGAUGAGUGCGGUGAACCGGUGCGUUCAGGAGGACAACAUGACCUUCCUGCACUCCUACGACGACCUGGAUCUAAUAGCCGGACACGCCAGCCUGGGCCUGGAGGUGCUGGAGGCGGUGCCGGACCCGGACGUGGUGGUGGUCUGCUGCGGUGGGGGCGGCCUGCUAGCCGGGGUUGCUGCUGCCAUCAAGCUCUCGGGGUGCGACACAACCAGGAUCUAUGGUGUGGAACCAGAAGGAGCUUGUACGAUGUACCAGAGCUUUAUUGAGAAGAAGCCGGUGUGGAUGGAUACACACAGCAUUGCCUCUGGCCUUGCACCUCCUUCUGCAGGCCGGCUGCCCUUUGAGCUGUGUCGACUCUACGUGGAUCAGAUCGUCCUGGUGAGCGACGAUGAGAUCAAGGCGGCCGUCUCCGCCCUCUACCGAGCCGGGCUGGUGGUCGAGCCGUCGGGUUCCGCCGCCUUCGCCGCGCUCGUCAACGACAAGAUACCCGACCUGGAGGGGAAGACCGUCGUGUGCAUCCUCAGCGGAGGGAACGUCGGGAAAGACGAGCUGGCCAACUUUCCAGACUGAAACGCUCCGAUGUGAUUUUGGAUAAAUCUGAAAGCGUUCCUUCACAUUUUUUCCCCAAUUCAAAAGGGAAAUGUUUUGGACUUUUUUUUUUGUCUUUUAACACAAAUCUUGGAACUAACACUGAAAACCAGCACCAUAAAUUUAUAGCAGAUGUAGUCGAUGACAAAAUUAACUUGGUUAAAGUUAUUACAUUGUUAAUGAAAUUACUUUUUACUGAGUACCAGCACAAAUCACUAGUCAAAGACCAUUUGAAAGCCACUGAAUCUGGAAAAAUUAAGAGAUUUUUCUAGACAUUCGGGCUUCAAGCAAGUUCAAAAUACACAGGCAGUAGUUUUUAGCUUUUGUGGAGUAAUUCUGUUGCCGAAUGCAAAGUCAAUAAAUGCAAGAUUCAAAAUAAAUCUACAAUUUCU